AGUGCAUGAUACAGGUUACGCCAUAGGUAGUAGGUUAAAUACUUAUGUAACUCGAUUGAGCAAUAGCAGACUGUGCGCCUAUGGGUCACGAGACAUUUUCCAAGUGUAUACAAAAACAACAAUUGAAACACCUGCAAGGUGCCUGGGGGGUUGUUUCUAAAUCGGGAUGUAGCAUAAUGCUAAAAAUGCCUAUUGCCUAUUGGAGCAACAGAAAUCUGUGUAUGCUGUAUGAAUAGUGAAUCCUCAGAGGCCUGAGGCGAAGGUGGAGGGAGAGGGUCGUCCCUGCCGCUGCUCUCUGGGCUGUAACAGUUCACCCAGGGUCAUGUGAUGUGGCUUGGCUUCUGUGAAAAUCCAGGUUGAGUUGAGAAGGAGCAGACCACAGAGUCAAUGAAACCACGUGACCUCUGACAAAGAGACGGCUGCAUAUGGUUGAAACACACACACACACACACACACACCACACAGGUGCAGACACAUUCACCCAACGCGCACAUACACACACACACACACACACACACACACACAAUGAUAGGCAAAAUAUGACAUUCAGUUAACCCACAAGAGUCAAUGGAGCUCAAAAACCUGUUGUGUACAUGUCUGUAAAGAAUGUCAAUGUCAUUUCUCUCAGUCUGAUCUGAGUAUGUUUGACUGGACGGUGAAUUUAAAUAAGAACGGCUGCUGCUUACAGUGAAGAAAAUGACUGGUCCUAAGAUGAGUGUAAUGUAGUCAUAUCACUCUGAAGUUACCUUAUUAUCAAAGCAACUGAGCGAGAGAGAGACAGACGGACAUAAGAGAGUCUUAAGAUUGUUUUGGAACCUAAUAUCACCGUUUUUGAUGAAAAAAUAGAGACAGACAAACAGCAGUGGAAAGAAAGAGGGAGGAAGAUGGGCAAGUUUAGGGUUUUAAGCGGCACAGUGGCUCAGAGUGAACUAGGGGGGUCGUCAUAGAGAGAGAGAUAGGAAUCUUGAAAUGGCAGUUUACCUUAUGACUCAUCUUUUGAAUAAUACUCUGACACACUGUGAUAACCAGUUCAGUCACACAGUCAGAGGGUCCAGAGUCACAUCUAUCUCAUUCUCUCUGAGACACGAUGCAUCUCUUCUGGUGGAUCACCCACAUCUUUCUAUCCCUACCUUCUCUCCUCUCUCUUGUCCAAUCCCUCACAUGCAACGAGAAACAGUAUGCUUGGCCACUGCAUGUAAGCCAAUGGUGCUGCGACAAGUGUCCACCAGGUCAGCAUAUGGUGGGACGCUGCACCGGUCAGAACAGCCCGACCCAGUGUACUAACUGCACCAGCGGCUACUACUCAGACAGCUACAACUUCAACAUAGGCUGCAAAUCCUGCGAUGGCUGCAGCAUGAGUGAGCUGCAGUAUGUAUCUCGCUGUUCCACCAAGCAGAAUGAUGUGUGCAGCUGUAAACCAGGCUACCGCUGCAGAGGCAGUGGCACCUGUCUGGACUGUGAGGAGAUCCCCAGCCCGAACACACCCAAACUCAUACCGACACCUCCCAUCAUGCCAGCUACAGUGUCAAACCACUUGGUUGCAGCUAUCCAUAAUCAUAGACCUAAACCUGUCACCAAGCAUGGUACUGGGCCCAUCACAAAUCCAAACCAAGCCCUGACCCCUCUCUCCACUCCUCCCGCUCUCUCAUACACACACAAACAGAUGAUAGCAAGUGGCUCCCGGUGUGUGUGUCUGCAGUGUGUGUGUGUCUACUGCUCACCUGCCUUGUUGCCAUCUCAAAGCUCAAACCUGUUCUACGAUGGAUUGGUUCAACAAACAGCUUCUGGUCUUCCAAAAAGACUACUCCAGCGAAUCAGAGCACAGCGGAAGAGGAAGUGCCCAUGCCGGUCCAGGAAGUGUGUGGAAAGCCAGAGCUGCUACUGGACGUAUGAUGGAGGAAGUGGGUGUCGAAGGAGAGGAUGAGAACUCCCAAGCGAGCUGGGAGACCCGGGAGACACACAGACUAUCUCACAUUCCCAUUGAAGUGAAACUAACCUGAAGGCUAGACAGGCUGCUGUAUUGGUUUAAUGCAGUGGCUUCUGUAUCUAGGACUUUCAGAAAGGACAAGAAAAUAGGACAAAAAGACACUUUGUAGUAUGAAGAUACAGGCUAAAGAUGAGAGAGGGAGUGGGAGUCUGUGACCGAGAAAGAGCUGAGAGAGUGAGAAAUGAAGAGUGAACAAGAGACACAGAGAGAGACAGACAGACAGACACACACACACACACACACACACACAAACAUUUGUGUGCUGAAUACAUGUACUGUACAUGUUUAUGUUGAAGAUGUUUUACACCUUCAUUACAAUUCUGAUUUUUGCUGUAUCUAUGCUUUAUGCCAAUGUUUACUCUUACACAGUAGUGGCUGUUUAAAACAUACAGUGCUGUAUUUUAAAUAAAGAACAGAAUCACAAAUGUUACAGGCCUACUGUAAUGUC
Molecule: messenger RNA, 2435 nt
Organism: Oncorhynchus masou masou (cherry salmon)
Lineage: Eukaryota; Metazoa; Chordata; Actinopteri; Salmoniformes; Salmonidae
Exons: 7
Coding region: 1088-1924 (278 amino acids)
Biological process (GO): negative regulation of apoptotic process
Cellular component (GO): external side of plasma membrane
Molecular function (GO): protein binding
Source: RefSeq, a predicted model, not a curated record